AGAUUGAAAUCAUCCUCCUGAGCAGAGCGCACUGGAGUGACAUGGACUUCGCAAGAAAACGACACCACCAAUCUUGGUUUCUAUGCUUCUCUAUUCCGAUAUUUUUCAAAAGGGGUUUGAAGACUUGUACAUAUAGUGUGAAGAGUAGGAAGAGAGUUUCCUAUCACUGUCCUGUUUCUUGCUGUAUGCAAGUUGUCAGUAAGAGUGUAGAGGAAGCUCGAUUAGCUCGGUUCUUAGCAGCAGACUGGAGUAAUGAAAAUCAAGCUAUUGAGAAUCCUCCUUUUUGGUCGCAUAUGAGAGUGUCCUAUAGACCUCUACCUUUCGAACUUUUGGAAGGCUUCAGUCUGUAUUCGGAAAGUUGCUAUCAAGCGUUCUUAAAACAGCCUUAUCGAACAGGUGUGUAUCGAAUAUUAGCUAGAAAUGACGGUAAGUUGGAGCUCGAACUUUACAAAAUCGAAGGAGAGGAAGAGUUUUAUCAAGGAUCUAGAAAUAUCGAAAAGCUGCGUUCAUUGACCAGAGACAGACUUGUGAAGUUACCAAACUGUUGCAACACUAUUCUUUCUUGGGACGAAAGCAAACAAAUGUUUUCAGGAGAGACAGUUCCAGGAAAACAAUGCAUCGUCAGUCGAAAGGGCAAAGAAACAUAUUUACAUAAUUCAGUUACCGUAUCCAAGGAAAAGUUGACUAGUUGGGAUACCGGUCGAUGUCCAAAGACGGAUAAACUUCUAUGGGGAGCUAUUGCCGGACCUUUUGAAUUCUAUCCUGUUGCGAGGUUUAGUCAUGAAGUACGUGGUUAAUAAUCGUUGUGUUUGUGAAUU
Messenger RNA from Galdieria sulphuraria, 818 nucleotides. RefSeq names its product CpcT/CpeT protein family member. Gene Ontology annotation, molecular function: lyase activity. The record is from RefSeq and is a predicted model, not a curated record. NCBI's taxonomy places the organism in Eukaryota, Rhodophyta, Bangiophyceae, Galdieriales, Galdieriaceae. Bases 42 to 797 code for a protein of 251 amino acids. Gene Ontology annotation, biological process: protein-phycocyanobilin linkage. The transcript is spliced from 2 exons.